UUGGCGGGAGCGCGAGGAGUGAAGUUGUGUGAUUUGUUUUAUUUUGUCUAUUCAGUGUUUCUUCGGGUUUAAAUGUGUAAUAAUGGUGGUUUAUUAACUGUUUAAUAUCUGUGAAAGUGCACAAAUGUGAAAAAAUGAAACAGCCGCUGGACGUAACUUCUCGGAAUCUUCCAAAAAGUCCACUGAAAUAAUCUCAGUAAAUGACCACCAUUUUACUGAGAUUAUAUUUCAUCCCAUAUCAUCUCAUUUAAUUUCAUCCCAGUUGAUUAAUGUCUCAAAUUAAUCGUCUUCAUUUCAUUUCACUCCAUAAUAUCAUUUUUCAUAAAAAUAUGAAUAUAAAUUAAAAUAAGAUAUGACUUAAAGGUCUCAAUUACCAGGUCAUAAAAUCCCUUAAAAAAAAAUAUACCAACAUAACAACUGUUAGGUAUUUCAUGAAAAUCAAAUUAAUAAUAUGUAAUUGUUGAAAUUCUACAUUCAUACAUAUAUUGGUAAAAGUACACCAAUUAUGAGUAAGAGAAAAAAUACUACUUCCAGUAUACCUUCAAAAACACCAAAACAUUGGUCUUUAGGACUCAUUGCAUCGAUGAAAGACCCUAAUUCAAUUAUAAAAAAUACAGAAAAAGUUGUUGUUAUAAAAGAUAAGUAUCCAAAAGCUAAAGUACAUUACCUUGUAUUACCUCAUGAAGAAAUCAAUAGCAUUUACAAAUUAAAUAAAUCACACAUCAGUUUACUUGAAGAAUUUGGUAACAUCUUUAAAGAAUUAAAGGAAGAAAAUGAAUCUGAACUUAGAGCUGGUUUUCACGCAAUACCUAGUAUGCAGAGAAUGCACAUGCAUGUUAUUAGCACAGACAUGAUAUCCACAUCCCUCAAAACAAAAAUACAUUGGAAUAGUUUCUGUACAAAGUUUUUUAUUCCCUACGAUGAAUUACUUCAAGAACUAAAAGACAUUGGUAACAUAAGGAAGAUUCCUUCAGAAUUGCAUACUUCACUAAUGAAAACUCCACUGCAAUGCAAUCAAUGUUCAUUCAAACCAAAAAACAUGCCUGAAUUAAAAGAUCAUUUAUUAAAACAUCAACUUUUAUAAGAUCUUAUUUAUGAUUUACAAUAAAGUGAUAUUGCAUAAAAAA
Messenger RNA from Bombyx mori (domestic silkworm), 1127 nucleotides. It is a transcript of the gene Aptx, whose product is annotated as aprataxin-like protein. The transcript is spliced from 2 exons. Gene Ontology annotation, biological process: single strand break repair. Gene Ontology annotation, molecular function: single-stranded DNA binding; mismatched DNA binding; single-strand break-containing DNA binding. Gene Ontology annotation, cellular component: nucleus. Bases 506 to 1084 code for a protein of 192 amino acids. The record is from RefSeq and is a predicted model, not a curated record. NCBI's taxonomy places the organism in Eukaryota, Metazoa, Arthropoda, Insecta, Lepidoptera, Bombycidae.